Messenger RNA from Drosophila ficusphila, 646 nucleotides. RefSeq names its product translation initiation factor IF-2. Lineage: Eukaryota; Metazoa; Arthropoda; Insecta; Diptera; Drosophilidae. The coding region runs from base 131 to 538 and encodes 135 amino acids. The transcript has 2 exons. The record is from RefSeq and is a predicted model, not a curated record.
CAGACGCCACAAAAUUGUUUCGAGACUCACUUUCCGGAUUACCAGUACUCCAGCCGGCAGCAACUCCCGUUUGUCCAAUCAGCCUGUUCCCGAGUGUGGUUGAUCCUUCCAAGGCUCCUUCCAGUACAAAAUGUGCUCAUGUCCUUGUUCCGGAGGGAGACGGCCAUCUCAGUCAAGGGACCCCCAAUCUCGCCAACCUCCUGGACCCGGAGGUGGUGGUGGUGGCGGUGGCCCUGGAGGUGCAGGUGGGCCAAACCAGAAGCGUGGGCCCUGCGGUCCCAAGCCGUGCGGCGGAACCAAGUGCAACAAGUGCGGAAAAAACGGACCCAAGGGAAAAGAUGGUGGAAAUAAUGAUCCCAAAGGAAAAGGUGGCUCUGGACCCAAAGAUGGCGAUGGCGGAGCAGGCGGUGGUCCUUUCGGUCUUAGGGCGCCACCGAACAAUCGAGGACCCAAGGCUCUUGGAGUGGGUGCUCUGCUCUUCGCCUUCGGUGUCUUUCUCACCAUAAAAUUGGGCAUCGUGGCCAAUGCAAUUGGUUAAAUCUACACAGAACGGGAUUUCUGCCGGCCAAUGCGACAAAGAUCACUUACCACCAAGCCGAUGCGUCAAUUGGAGGAGGGUAAAAUAAAUUCAAAAUUGCGUAUUUUA